GCAAGCAUUAAAAAUCAUCACUUUGUUAUUCCAGCUCACAGCUAUGUGGCCUUCAUGAAUGCUGCCUUUAUCAUAGGACUAGGUCCUAUUUCCUAUACUAAAGGAAUACAGCAUAUUUUUCUAUUGGGAUGACUUCCCACCCACCCCCAUCUAUUCUUUUUUUAAGGAAAAAAACCCCGAAGUAUUAGUGAUCUUGCAUGAUCACAAUAUGCAGCACAAUGCUUUAUAACAGUAAAGCUUCUGGAAAACCCAAACAAAAGAGACGUCACCAUGUGACGUCAGCCUAUAUACAGUUCUGUGUGGUCGCAGCACAUAAGCAAAUCCAUUCUUGUACCGUUUCUCGGAAAAGCUUUUCAGUAAAUGCACUCAUGCUACUACAGGAGCUUCUCGCUGCAAUAAGCUACCCAUCUGCCAUCAACAAGUUAAGACUAAGAGAACUAACAGCUGUGCAAAAGGACGACCAAAGCUUCAAUUAAACAGCUGAACAGACGCAAGAGGAGAAAAAUAAAACUUAUAUUCAGUACAGAUUCAAGAAUUACAACAUUGUCACAGAAAAUCAAGCCAAUGAAUUCAAAAGGAAUAUCCUAAGGGGAAAAAAAUAAAGCCUAGUGGACUCAAUUUUACCCUGAUAUCCUAGGAUACUGAAAAAGAGUAAAUUAUUCAAAGGCUACUGAACGUUCGAGCCUUUUUCAGACUUACUGCUUUGAGUCUACGACUGAAUGCAACCUCCAAUGUGCUCAAAAGAAUGGGCUUACAUUUCAAGUGGCCAUUAGGGGCUCCUAUGCUGGCAGCGCUAUAUGCAAUGAGUGUGGUUUUAAAAAUGCUGCCUGCCUUGGGCAUGGCUUGUCCACCAAAAUGCCGCUGCGAGAAGCUGCUCUUUUACUGUGACUCUCAGGGGUUUCACUCAGUGCCAAACAACACUGACAAGGGCUCUCUAGGUUUGUCACUGAGGCACAAUCACAUUUCUGAACUUGAAAGGGAUCAAUUUGCAAGCUUCAGUCAACUUACUUGGCUCCACUUAGACCAUAAUCAAAUUUCAACAGUUAAAGAAGAUUCUUUUCAAGGACUCUAUAAACUUAAGGAAUUAAUCCUAAGUUCCAACAAAAUAUCUUACUUACCAAACACAACUUUUAGCCAACUGCUUAACCUGCAAAAUUUGGACCUAUCUUUUAAUCAGUUAUCAUCUCUGCAUCCAGAACUGUUCUAUGGCCUUCGGAAGCUGCAAACCUUACAUUUGCGUUCCAAUUCCCUGCGGACCAUUCCCGUUCGCCUUUUCUGGGACUGUCGUAGUUUGGAGUUUCUGGAUUUGAGCACAAAUCGUUUGAGAAGUUUGGCUCGCAAUGGAUUUGCAGGAUUAAUCAAACUGAGAGAGCUUCACCUAGAGCACAACCAGCUGACAAAGAUUAAUUUUGCUCAUUUCCUACGGCUAAGCAGUCUGCACACACUCUUCUUACAGUGGAACAAAAUUAGCAACUUGACAUGUGGGAUGGAGUGGACCUGGGGCACCAUAGAAAAGCUUGAUUUGACUGGAAAUGAAAUCAAAGCCAUCGAUUUCACAGUGUUUGAAACCAUGCCUAAUCUUAAAAUACUUCUAAUGGAUAACAACAAGCUAAACAGCCUGGAUUCCAAGAUCUUAAAUUCUCUCAGAUCCUUAACUACAGUUGGCCUCUCUGGCAAUCUGUGGGAAUGCAGCCCCAAAAUAUGUGCACUGGCCACAUGGUUGAGUGGUUUCCAAGGUCGGUGGGAGCAUUCAAUACUGUGCCACAGCCCAGACCACACCCAGGGAGAGGAUAUUCUAGAUGCAGUUUAUGGAUUUCAGCUUUGCUGGAAUUUAUCAACUACUGUCACUGCCAUGUCUACAAGUUAUAAAGAUCCAACCACUGAAUACACAAAAAGAAUAAGCUCAUCAAGUUACCAUGUGGGAGACAAAGAAAUCCCAACUACUGCAGGCAUAGCAGUUACUACCGAUGAACACUUUCCUGAACCAGACAAUGCCAUCUUCACUCAGCGGGUAAUUACAGGAACAAUGGCUUUAUUGUUUUCUUUCUUUUUUAUUAUUUUUAUAGUGUUCAUCUCCAGGAAAUGCUGCCCUCCUACUUUGAGAAGAAUUAGGCAGUGCUCAAUGAUUCAAAACCACAGGCAACUCCGAUCCCAAACACGACUCCAUAUGUCAAAUAUGUCAGAUCAAGGACCAUAUAAUGAAUAUGAACCCACCCAUGAAGGACCCUUCAUCAUCAUUAAUGGUUAUGGACAGUGCAAGUGUCAGCAGCUGCCAUAUAAAGAAUGUGAAGUAUAAUACCUACAAGUCAUCAAAAAUUACAUCAGAUAAGUAACCUAUUUUAAAUUGUAGGGGGCUAAAUAUAUAACUCUAAUUUUUACAAAUGGUGACAUUAAGCCUAAUUUUCCAAAACAAGUGGAGACAUAGUUUUUGAAGUGGUGAAGUAUUUUUUAUUUUUAUUUUUUAAAUGGAACCAUAUUUUAAAUGUUAAAAGAAGCAAUGAUCACAUUACUUUGCACUCCUAUUUGAAAAUCUAAAAAUGCUCACUUCAAAAUAAUGUAAGAAGUUUCAUGUUAUGUAAUUAUACCAUCAUGUGUAAACAUUUAUACUAAAGUCUCCAAUGUGCUACUUUUUCUACUGAAAAUAGUCUAGAAAGAAAGAAGUGAGCAUGAAAGAAUACAGAUCGUAAUCUGUUCCACUGUGGCUAUCUGAUCUCAUGUAUUACAGCUGGCUCACUAACUAUAAAGGAAGACUUAAUGAAAGAUUUCAUAUGUGAUUGUAAUUUGAUAUUGACUCAGAUCUAUAGUCAACAGUCCCAUCUAAGUGGAAUUUUGCAUAUAAUGAGAAAUGGCCCAUUUAAAAGCCUCUUUGCCCAAGUCUAUCCACAGUCAUUGCCUAGGUUAGUGGGUAUAUGUCAAAGCUUACAUUACAAAUUCAGAACAUUUUAUAUAAUUUGAAUGGGCUUGGUUCAGAUGCUUAAACAAAGAUUCAACUGAUUAUGAAAUAGUCUCAUUAUGGUUAAAUCAAUACUAAAUAAUUACACAGAAUCAUUAGGUUUCUGGUUUGACUUUUACAAAUCUUUUUGUGAAAUUAGACAAUUACUUAAAAUGGAGUGGUAAAGUGGCAUUUCCAUACUAAUGUACUCAAACUGACAUUUAAGUAUAAAUGAAAAACCAAGAUUAACUGGGGGUUGGGGGCUGAAGAGAGGGGAAAACCACAAAUGAGUCAAUGCCAUAAUCCCAUGACAUUCUUAAUCCAGCCAGAAGGCUAAUUCACAUAAUGCUGUUAACCACUUUUCCCAAGAGAGGGGGUUUAAACUCUAUACCCAUCCUUUUGCCUGCUUUUAAAUCAUUAAAGAACAUUUUAACUAACUGGCUAGCAAGAUGUUAGGAUACAAAUCAUCUAGAAAAUCACUUCUUAAAAACACUUAUGAUUAAGACAGAUCUUUUUAAAGAACAGCCUUUUAUUUAAAGCAUUCUCAGAAUAAAGGUGAAUGUUACUUAAAAGUAACCUGUUCUGUCAGAAAAACAUGUUUAUACCUAUGAAGCUACCUUGGUACCAAUGGUAUGAGGUAAAGAAAAUUCAAACAUUAUAGAAUCUGAAUGGCUCAAAAAAGAACUGGUAAACCAAAGUUAUCAAGCAGGCAAAAUUGGGAUGGAUAUGGACAGUCAAAUAUACUGAUGCACACUGGUGAAUACAACACCAUAGAAUAAUAAUGGUUUACAUACACACAGGUGAAUUUUUAAAAACCCAAUAAUUCAGUGGGUUAAUAUAGUUUUAAACAAUUUAGUGAUUACUGGGAACUAAUGGUAUCAAACUUCUCAGACAGAAAAGACUUGCCUAUUGUUUUAACUUCAGUUUUGAUAGAAAACAAUUGGUAGGAAAAUUGGGUUUUAGAGGCCAAUUCCAAAAUCAUAUUUAAAAUUUUUCUCAUUAACUAAAUAUGAUAUAUCUGUAAUCAUAUGCAACUGUAGGAUCAAAUCACCCAUUUGAUUUAAAUGUGUUUUAUUUUUUAACCCACAAAGAGAUGCCCGAACUCUAUCCCCCAGAACAGCCAAAAGUUUUCCUUUUAGUCCUUCAAUUAGAGUAUCUACUGGCAUAAUAUUCUUCAAUGAGGACAGUUUUUCCUAUCAGGAAAAUGGAAUGUCAGACUACACUGGUGUGCCUAUCUAAUGGAAUUAUUGUACUCUGGUUAACCAUUAUAGCCUUCUGGAGUAAGAUAGAGGCUUGCAUACCUUGUGCCCUCCCACCCCCUUUUCCCUCCUAUGUCAUUAAAGGAACAAAAAGAUUAUAAAUUAUGGUGUAAUACAAUUGCCUUUUGGAAAGAUACAUUUAAUAUGGUUAAAGCCAUAUUUUCUUACACUGAAGCUUAUGCCUUGCUCAAAUGCUGUGCAGCAAACAAACAUCACCUCAUUUCUUGUUAAAUCAUAUACUGCAUUUGCCUGUAUAAGUGCAAAAGCUGAUUUUACAAGAUAUGCAAGAAAGCACUAGUCACAAAAAUCAGGAUCAGAACUUGACUGGAUAAAAUACCAGCUCAAGGACUAACAUCCAACGCUGUACCUAAGGGGCAACCAUAGUUGUUUUGUUAUUUCUGAUCAUGACAAGUUGCUCUAGGCACAAUGAAGGCUUCAUGUAUGGUGAUGAGUAAUAAGAAUAUUUGUAAUAAUUUUGAUCACAAAUUAGCAGUUAGUUGAAACUGGUUUUCUUAAGAAACAGCACAGAAAUCCCAAAAGACAGAGAAAGCAAAUGAGCUAUCCACAGGUUAAAUUCUGAGAACUGACAGGAAAAGCUGGUUCUGUAACCUCUGAGGAAUAGGAUGUGCAAAAGACCACCAAGAGGCACUUUUCAAGUGGAUCGUAAAAAGAUAAAAAUUAUUCAUCUUUUUUUUGCCUUUUGUAAAGAAUGGAAAGAAUGUGAACAACCAAACCAAAUACCUAUUUUCCUUCUUCACUAAUGAGCGCCUUCCUUUUCCUAUAACCCACAGAAGGCAUGAAAAUCUAUUUAAUUUUGAUCUCUUUAUGCUUCAGCACCAGAAAUUAGGUUGUUAUUCAUCUGUGCUCUCUCUUUACAAACUGACUAUUGUCAAACAACAGCUCAGUAUUUUGUUAAUUGAAGUCAAAUGACUAUUUUUUUUGUUAAUUUCUCCUACACAGAAAGUUUUAUAUCAUUUUUACUACAUAGUCACUGAAAACAAAAUUGAACCUUUGGUAUGAUGUUAUACCCACCCAGUAGCCAGGAACCCAGUAGUCAGGAACCAUUUAUAUACAUGGCUUGAUCUUGUUAGAAUUAGAACUUUACAUGGGAUUUCUAUCACUUAUUGAAAAGGAAAAAAAGCCAGUAUAAUUUACAAAUUUAUAAAGCUGAGCUAGAGAGAGCACUCACUGCCAACAAUUGAAGGCAAAGAUUCUUGUUUUCUAAGCCAGAAAUCUGCACUAACAUUCAUAAUUUCCUACUGUGCCUAAGUUAAUUUUUGCACCAGUUUAAUGAAUAGAAAAUUGAUUAAAUCUCUCAAUUUCAAUAAUUAUAAAACCCAUCUGCUUACUCUAAGACCAUGCAGACCUUGGGUUUUUUCAGGCUUUCCUUGAUCCUUCCAAAAAAACAUUCCCCUGUUGAAGCAAAGAGGUCUUAAAUCUAAAAUUUAACACUACAGAGAAUACAAUUUUUAAGGCAUACUUUCUGAAAUAAGGAAUAGUGAUCACAAAAGUUUUAUUGUAUCUCUGAACCUACAUAAAAUGUAACACUCCUAUCAUCAUUUUCCUAACACACCAAUAUAGUUAAGGGUAGUUUUCAUAUCUUAUUCGAUAAGUAACUGAUUGAGAGGUAAAGCAUAGAACACUGGACAAAUAAAAGUCCACAUCUAUCUAACCUGAGACAAAUUCAUGAUCUAAUAAGGCCAAAACCAAAUAUAAAAAUGACUGUUUAAGCUUUCAUACUGAUGAUGUAAACAUCUGAAAAGCUCCAUCUGUUACUCUUUUCAACUAAUCUUUGUUCCCUUAGUGAUAAAAGUCCACAUAUAAGGAAUGCUAUAGUAAUUUUUUCUAUCAAUAAUGAACCUGGAGACUAAAAAGUGCAGCCCAAAUGCAUUGUGUUCAAAUCACUUCUGAGAGCCAUUUUGGGGAUAUGGGUGGGGACAGUAGGGAUAUAACCUGGGGUGAGGGAGCAGGGGAAGGGAGGGCUGGGGGAGGAAGGGAAAAAUAAAGUGCAGUGUACAGGAAAGUUUUGCUAUUAAAAUUGUGUAUACUGUAA
Molecule: messenger RNA, 6244 nt
Organism: Monodelphis domestica (gray short-tailed opossum)
Lineage: Eukaryota; Metazoa; Chordata; Mammalia; Didelphimorphia; Didelphidae
Gene: LRRTM2
Product: leucine rich repeat transmembrane neuronal 2
Molecular function (GO): protein binding
Source: RefSeq, a predicted model, not a curated record